GUGCCGCGUGGCGCAUGCGCGCGGGAGCCUCCUCACGGCGUCCUCUUUUGCCGCCGCCCUUGCCGCGCUUUUCUCUCUCUGUCUUCUUUCCCUCAGAGAGAGGGAGACGGCGUCGUCCGAAGAGGAUGGAGGCUGAGGAGGAGGAGGCGGUGGUGGCGGCGGCGUCGUCGGCGGGCCGCGCUCCGGAGGCCAUGCCGGGCUACGGGGCGCUGGCGGAGCGGUGCUGGGGGAGCCUGUGGGGGGCGGCGCGGGAGUGCGGGGCCGGCUGCGGGUGGGCGGCCUCCCUCCGCACCUGGCGCCGCUUCGCCCAGCCCGCCCACGCCGAGGCCCUGCUCGUCCUCCUCGCCGCCCUCGCCCUCACCCUCGCCCGCAGAGCCGCCACCAACGCGCUCCUCAGGCCUUUUGCCGAGUGGUGCCAGCUGCCCCCCAAAGAUGCGGCCAAGAUGCCCGAGAGCGCCUGGAAACUGGCCUUCUACUCGGCCUCCUGGUCCUACAGCGCCUACCUGCUCUUCUUCGCCGGGUACCCCUUCUUCCACGACCCCCCCAUGGUCUUCUUUGACUGGGUGGUGGGCGAGAAGGUGCCGACGGACAUCGCCAUGGCCUACCUGUUGCAGUGCAGCUUCUACGUCCACUCGCUCUACUCCACGCUCUACAUGGACGUCUGGCGCAAGGACUCGGUGGUCAUGCUCGUCCACCACGUGGUCACCCUCCUGCUGCUGGCCUUCUCCUACAUUUUCAGGUACCACAAGGUGGGGGUCCUGGUCAUUUUCCUCCACGACAUCAGCGACGUCCAGCUCGAGUUUACCAAGCUGAACGUCUACUUCAAGUACCGCGGCGGGGUCUACCACCGGCUCAACGACAUCAUCUCCAACGCCGGGUGCUUCUCCUUCGGCAUCACCUGGUUCUGGUUCCGCCUCUACUGGUUCCCACUCAAGGUUCUCUACACCACGUGCCACACGUGCCUGCUGAUCGCGCCCUUUGCCCCCUUCUACUUCUUCUUCAACGGCCUGCUCUUCCUCCUGACCUUGAUGAACCUCUACUGGUUCCUGUACAUCGCCUUCUUCUUGGCGAAAGUCUUGUUGGGUCAAGUCCGGGAGGUGGACGAUGUGCGAGAAUACGACACGGCCGACGGCAGGAAGAAACUCUUCAAGGAGGGCCACCACUUGAAAAACGGGCUGGUGAAGGACAAGCGCCUAUAGGCACCCAAAGGGGGCGGAGCCGGGCUGCCCCAGGCUCCGCCCCCGCGGCCCCCGAUUGGCCGGGAAGAACCAGGAAGCGGAGCCGCGGGGGGAAAAAAGCACAUGUUCCGUUUUUUUCCGCCGUUGCCGGGAAGGACUGCACUUUAUUCAGAUGGAGAGAGAGAUUUUAUUUUUUUGUCCGAGUGUUUUGGACUACAACUCCCACAAUUCCUAACAGCCUGCCGGCUGUUAGGAAUUGUGGGAGUUGCAGUCCAAAACACCCGGAGGGCCCAAGUUGGCCCGUGCCGGAUAUAUUCUUCAUUUUUUCCAAGGGGCCAAAAUAAUAAUAAUACUACGGCAGACCCUUGAAGCAAAAACAAAACGAUAUCUUCCCUCUGUAUAUCUUAUCCAGUCAAAAGAAUGGGUGGGUGAAGUGUCCCUCUGGGAAAAUACUAUGUUGUCUGCUGCUAGGUGAAGUGGCCCUUUUUUGUGGCUGGGUGGAGUGGCCCUCUGGGGAAAUGCGACUUGGUUGUCUGUUGCCAGGUGAAGUGGCCCUCUGGGGAAAUAAUAUGCGUUGUCUGCUGCUAGGUGAAGUGGCCCUCUGGGGAGAUAUGCAUUGUCUGUUGCUAGGUGAGGUGGCCCUUUCUAUUGCUCUGUGAAGUGGCCCUCUGGGGAAAUGCGACUUGGUUGUCUGUUGCCAGGUGAAGUGGCCCUUUUUGUGGCUGGGUGAAGUGGGCCUCUGGGGAAACGCUAUGUGUUGUUUGCUGCUAGGUAAAGUGGCCCUUUUUGUGGCUGGGUGGCCCUCUGGGGAAAUGCGACUUGGUUCUCUGUUGCCAGGGGAAGUGGCCCUCUGGGGAAAUGCUAUGUGUUGUCUGUUGUUAGGUGAAGUGGCCCUUUUUGUGGCUGGGUGAAGUGGCCCUCUGGGAAAAAAAUGCUAUGUGUUGUUUGCUGCUAGGUAAAGUGGCUCUUUUUGUGGCUGGGUGGCCCUCUGGGGAAAUGCGGCUUGGUUGUCAGGUGAAGUGGCCCUCUGGGAAAAUCAUGCUACGGGCUGUCUGUUGCCAGGUGAAGUGGCCCUCUGGGAAAAUCAUGCUACGGGCUGUCUUUUGCUAGGUGAGGUGGCCUUUUAUGUGGCUGGGUGAAGUGGCCCUCUGGGGAAAUGCUAUGUGUUGUCUGCUGCUAGGUGAAGUGGCCCUUUUUUGUGGCCGGGUGGCCCUCUGGGGAAAUGCGACUUGGUUGUCUGUUUUCAGGUGAAGUGGCCCUCUGGGAAAAUCAUGCUACGGGCUGUCUGUUGCUAGGUGAAGUGGCCCUCUGGGAAAAUACUGUGGGUUUUCUGUUGCUGGGUGAGGUGGCCCUCUGGGAAAAUGCAACUUGGUAUGUCUGUUGCUAGGUGAAGUGGCCCGUUUGGGGCAACGCUACUUUUGACUUUUAUAUCAUGUAAAUGAAUUUAGAUUUGCCGGUCGAUCAAAAGGGAUUUUAAAUUAAUAUAUUUCCCUUGAUUCCGACGGACGUGCACUGCAUGCCUCUGCCAUAGCCAUCCCUAGAUAGAUACGUGUAGAUGUCUGUAGGUAUGACGGCCGGAGCCUUGCGCCUUGCGCCUUGCGUUUUGUUUAUUUUUUCCUCUCCGCGACAACAACAACAACAACAACAACAACAACAACAACAACAUGGGCCGAGGCUUUCGAGCCGGAUUCCGCAAACAAAAGACAAUUAAAGGGAAAGAAUGUG
Molecule: messenger RNA, 2903 nt
Organism: Anolis carolinensis (green anole)
Lineage: Eukaryota; Metazoa; Chordata; Lepidosauria; Squamata; Anolidae
Gene: cers1
Product: ceramide synthase 1
Exons: 7
Coding region: 15-1199 (394 amino acids)
Biological process (GO): ceramide biosynthetic process
Cellular component (GO): membrane
Molecular function (GO): sphingosine N-acyltransferase activity
Source: RefSeq, a predicted model, not a curated record